This is a messenger RNA of Phalaenopsis equestris, 729 nucleotides long. RefSeq lists its product as uncharacterized. Bases 55 to 729 code for a protein of 224 amino acids. The transcript has 2 exons. The record is from RefSeq and is a predicted model, not a curated record. NCBI's taxonomy places the organism in Eukaryota, Viridiplantae, Streptophyta, Magnoliopsida, Asparagales, Orchidaceae.
AAUUAUGCUAACAGGUUCAAUGUUAAGCUGGUGGCCUCCACAUAACUCUUAAGGAUGGGAGAUGAAAAAAUGAUCUCAAACCCUCAUCAUCGCCGUUAUGGAAGUCAAACAAUUUCAGUUCCAUUCCUUUGGGAACAUAAACCAGGCAUGCCAAGGAGACAUUGGAUUGCCAAGCCAAUCCCUUUCGUUUCAGCCAAAUUUUCUGAAUCAAAGCAGGUUUCGUUGAGUGAAAAAGCCAUUACGCCGCUCAAACUUGUUAUCUCAGUUCCUUUCCAGUGGGAGGAGAAGCCUGGGAAGCCACUUGUGAGGGAAGAGAACCCUUGCUCUACCAUUGCUCCAGUGGCAUUCUCCUCCUGGAAUGACUCCAUUGAUGGGACGGAAAAGGUCUUCAAUGCCUUUUCUUUAGACUCUUUCAUCUCAAAUUGGAACCAAUCAUCUUUUAAUGGAGGUUUGGAGGAAGAUGAUUCCAACCAAAAUGAUAGUUGGCAUUCCGUUUUUGGAAAAGAUACUAAGAGUGAUUCAAGUAGCUCAGCAAUACAAAAUGAAGUAGAAGUGAAAAGCUGCACCAGACACCGCAGUCAUCUGCUGAAGAGAACGCUGACACUUGGGGAGCUCAUUCUGCUGAGCCGCAAGCUGAACUACCCAAAAAAUGCUGUCUCCAUCAGAAAGCAUAGAUUCUUCUUAAUGGUGAAGCCUUCUUUGCAUGAAUUUUCCCUUCCACUCUAUUAA